AUAAUCUCAUUUUCAAUUAUUCAACCAUUUCAUUUUACCAAGUUCAAUGUUAGCCAGAUUAGUCAACAUUUAUAUGUUUCGAUGCAACAACAAGAUGUUAUUUGUAACAAGUAGUUUUGUUGGUUGGUUAAUUGGUCACAUUUUAUUCAUGAAAUGGGUUGGAUUGGUAUUAGUCUGGAUACGGCAAAAUCAUUCUAUUAGAUCGAAUGUACUUAUUAGAUCGAAUAAGUACCUUGUGUCAGAAUUGAGAAAUUCUAUGGCUCGGAUCUUUAGUAUUCUUUUAUUUAUUACCUGUGUCUACUAUUUGGGCAGAAUACCGUCACCCAUUCUUACUAAGAAACUGAAAGAAACCUCAAAAACGGAAGAAAUGAGGGAAAGUGCGGAAGAAACAGAUGUAGAAAUAGAAACAGCUUCCGAAACGAAGGGGACUAAACAGGAACAAGAGGAAUCCACCGAAGAAGAUCCUUCUCCUUCCCUUUUUUCGGAAGAAAAGGAGGAUCCGGACAAAAUCGAUGAAACGGAAGAGAUCCGAGUGAAUGGAAAGGAAAAAACAACGGACGAAUUCCACUUUCACUUUAAAGAGACAUGCUAUCAAAAUAGCCCAAUUUCUGAGACUUCUUAUCUGGAUGGGAAUCAAGAAAAUUCGAAGUUAAAAAUACUUGAAAAUAAAGAAAAUUAUAUAGAAGAAAAUAAAUACCCCUUCUGGUUUGAAAAAUCGCUUGUGAUUCUUCUUUUCGACUAUAACCGAUGGAAUCGACCAUUGCGAUAUAUAAAAAACCAACACUUUGAAAAGGCUGUAAGAAAUGAAAUGUCACAAUAUUUUUUUUAUACAUGCCAAAGUGAUGGAAAACAAAAAAUAUCUUUUACGUAUCCACCCAGUUUAUCAACCUUUUGGGAAAUGAUACAAAAAAAGAUGUCCUUGUACACAAUAGAAAACCCCCCCUCUGACGAACUAUACAAUAAUUGGAUUUAUACCAACGAAGAAAAAAGUAAGAACUUAAGCAACGAAUUUAUAAACCGAAUCGAGGCUCUAGACGGAGGAUCCCUUUCUUUGAAUCUACUUGAAAAAAAAACUAGAUUGUGUAAUGAUGAAACCAGGCAAGAAUAUUUGCCUAAAAUGUAUGAUCCUUUCUUGAACGGAUCGUCUCGUGGAACAAUCAAAAAAGGGUUUUCACCUUCAAUCAUAAAUGAAACUUACAUAGAAAAUUUUAUAGAAAAAAUUUGGAUAAAUAAGAUUCACGGUAUCCUUUUUACUGAUACAGAUUAUCGAGAAUUUGAACAAAAAAUAAAUACAUUUGAUAAAAAAUUAUUAUCAAUAGACAAAAGAAUUGAUGGAGCAAAAUUUUUGAAAUUUUUAUUCAAUGGAAUUAUAAAUGAUCCUAAUGAUCAAAAAAUGAGAAAAAAAUCUAUUGAAAUACAAGAAAUCAUUAAAAAAGUUCCUCGGUGGUCAUACAAAUUAAUCAACGAUUUGGAACAACAACAGGAAAGAGAAAAUGAAGAAGACGGGACGGUGCAACAGCAGAUUCGCUCAAGAAAAGCGAAACGUGUAGUGAUUUUUACUAAUAACCAACAAAAUAUCGAUACUGAGACUGAAAAUUCUAAUCAAAAAGAUGAAGUGGCUUUAAUACGUUAUUCACAACAAUCGGAUUUUCGUCGAAACAUAAUCAAAGGUUCUAUGCGCGCUCAAAGACGUAAAAUAGUUAUUGAGGAACUGUUUCAAGCAAAUGUGCAUUCCCCCCUUUUUUUGGACAGAAUAGACAAAUCCCUCCUUUUUUCUUUUGAUAUCUCCAGACUAAUGAAACUCAUUUUGAAAAAUGGGAUGGGAAAAAAAGAAGAAUUCAAAAUUUUAGAUUAUACAGAAGAACCAAUAAAAGAAGGAAAAAAAAAAGAAGAGAACAAACGAAAGGAGAAAACGCGGAUAGAAAUAGCAGAAGCCUGGGAUACCAUUCCGCUUGCUCAAGUAAUAAGAGGUUCCAUGUUAGUAACUCAAUCGAUUUUUAGAAAAUAUAUUAUAUUACCUUCAUUGAUAAUAGCUAAAAAUAUUGGCCGUAUUUUAUUAUUGCAAUUUCCCGAGUGGUCUGAGGAUUUAAAAGAAUGGGCUAGCGAAAUGCAUGUUAAAUGCACCUAUAACGGUGUUCAAUUAUCAGAAACAGAAUUUCCGAAAAAUUGGUUACUAGAUGGUAUUCAGAUAAAAAUCUUAUUUCCUUUCUGUCUGAAACCUUGGCACAAACCAAAGCUACGGCCCUUCCAUAAAGAUCGAAUGAAAAAGAAAGGAAAAGUAAAAAAAGCCGAUUUUUGUUUUUUAACAGUUUGGGGAAUGGAAACCGACCUUCCUUUUGGUUCUCCUCGAAAACGGCCUUCUUUUUUUGAACCCAUUUUUAAGGAACUCGAAAAUCAAAUUGGUCAAUUGAAAAAUAAGUCUUUUAUAGUUCUAAGAGUUUUAAAAGAAAGAAUCGAAUUCUUUCUAAGGGUGUUAAACGAAACAAAAAAAUGGGUUAUCAAAAGCAUUCUAUUUAUAAAAAGAAUACUAAAAGAACUUUCAAAAGUAAAUUUAAUUCUAUUAUUUAGAUUGAAAGAAGUAGAUGAGUCGAGUGAAACUAAAAAAGAAAAAGAUUCUACAAUCAACGAUCAGAAAAUUCAUGAAUCGUUUAGUCAAAUUCGAUCUACGAAUUGGACAAAUUAUUCACUGACAGAAAAAAAAAUGAAAGAUCUAACUGAUAGAACAAGCACAAUAAGAAAUCAAAUAGAAAGAAUUACAAAAGAGAAAAAAACUAAAACUCCAGGAAUAAAUAUUAGUCCUAACAAAACAAGUUAUAAUGUUAAAAGAUUAGAAUCACCAAAAACUAUUUGGCAAAUGUUAAAAAGAAGAAACGUUCGAUUACUCCGUAAAUUACAUUAUUUUAUAAAAAUUUUCAUUGAAAAGAUAUCCAUGGAUAUCUUUCUAUAUAUCAUUAAUAUUCCCAGAAUCAAUACACAACUUUUUCUUGCAUCAUCAACAAACAAAAUUAUUGAUAAAUACAUUUACAAUAAUGAAACAAAUCAAGAAAGAAUUGCUAAAAGAAAUAAAACUACAAUUCACUUCAUUUCCACUAUAAAAAAGUCACUUUAUAAUAUUAGUAAUAAUAAUAAAAAUUCACAGAUUUUUUGUGACUUACCCUCCUUGUCACAAGCAUAUGUAUUUUACAAAUUAUCCCAAACCCAAGUUAUUAACUUGUAUAAAUUAAGAUCUGUUCUUCAAUAUCACGGAACAUCUUUUUUUCUUAAGAAUACAAUAAAGGAUUAUUUUGGAACACAAGGUAUAUUUCAUUUCGAAUUAAGCCAUAAGAAACUUCGGAAUUCUGGAAUGAAUCAAUGGAAAAAUUGGUUAAAAGGUCAUUAUCAAUACGAUUUCUCUCGGAUUAAAUGGUCUAGAUUAAUACCACAAAAAUGGCGAAAUAGAGUCAAUCAACGUCGUACAGCUCAAACUAAAGAUUUAAACAAACGGGAUUCAUAUGAAAAAGACCAACUAAUUCAUUACAAAAAACAAAAAGAUUAUGAAAUAUAUUCAUUGCCGAAUGAAAAAGACAAUUUUCAAAAAAACUAUAGAUAUGAUCUUUUAUCAUAUAAAUCUAUUAAUUAUGAAAAUAAGAGGAACUCAUAUCUUUAUGGAUCACCGUUCGAAGUAACUAAGAACCAAGAAAUUUCUUAUAAUUACAAUACACAUAAACACAAAUUAUUUGAUAUGCCGGAGAUUACCACUAUCAAUAAUUAUCUAGGAGAAGGUGAUAUUGGGUAUAUGGGAAAAAAUCCGGAUAGAAAAUAUUUUGAUUGGAAAAUUAUCAAUUUUUGUCUUAGAAAAAAAGUCGAUAUUGAAGCAUGGAUCGAAAUAGAUACCAACAGUAAUAAAAAUACUAAAACCGGCACUAAGAAUUAUCAAAUAAUUCAUCAAAGUGAUAAGAAAGAUCUUUUUUAUCUUCCGAUUCAUCAAGAUCCCGAAAGCAAUCCACCCAACCAAAACAAAAUCUUUUUAGAUUGGAUGGGAAUGAAUGAAGAAAUACUAAAUCGUCCCAUAUUGAAUCUGGAAUUUUGGUUCUUCCCAGAAUUUUUGUUACUUUAUAAUAUAUAUAAAAUAAAACCAUGGGUUAUACCAAGCAAAUUGCUUCUUUUAAACUUAACUAUAACUGACAAUUUGAGUAAAAAUAAAAACAUCAACGGAAAGCAACAAAGGAAUCUUUUUAUACCACCGAAUAAAAAACAAUCUUUUGAAUUAAAGAUAAAGAAUAUAAAUCAAGCAGAAAACGAAAAAGAACCCGCAGGCCAAGGGGAUCUUGGAUCAGAUGCACAAAACAAAAAAUAUCUUGGGUCCCCUCUCUCAAACCAACAAAACGAUAUUGAAGAAGAGUAUCCGGAAUCAGAUAUGAAAAAACGUACAAAUAAAAAACAAUACAAGAAUAACACGGAAGCAGAACUCCAUUUCUUCUUGAACAAGUAUUUGCUUUUUCAAUUGAGAUGGAAUGAGACUUUGAAUCAAAGAAUGAUCAAUAAUAUCAAAGUAUAUUGUCUCCUGCUUAGACUGAGAAAUCCAAAAGAAAUUGCUAUAUUCUCGAUUCAAAGAAGAGAAAUAAGUCUGGAUAUAAUGCUGAUUCAAAAGAAUUUAACUCUUACAGAAUUGAUGAAAAAGGGAAUAUUGAUUAUCGAACCCGUUCGUCUGUUUUUAAAAAACGACGGACAAUUUAUUAUGUAUCAAACCCUCGGUAUUUCAUUGGUUCAUAAGAGUAAGCACAAAACUAAUCAAAGAUACCGAGAAAAAGAAUAUCUUGAUAAGAAGAACUUUGAUGAAUUCAUUGCAAAACAUCAAAAGAUAACUGGAAAUAUAGACAAAAAUCAUUAUGAUUUGCUUAUUCCUGAAAAUAUUUUAUCAUCUAGACGUUGUAGAGAGUUGAGAAUUCUAAUUUGUUUCAAUUCAAAGAAUAGAAAUGGUAUGGAUAGAAAUCCAGUAUUUUGCAACGGGAACAGCAUAAAAGACUGGGGUCCAUUUUUGGAUGAAAAUCCGCAUCUUGAUAGCGAGAAAAAUAAAUUAAUUAAAUUAAAGUUUUUCCUUUGGCCCAAUUAUCGAUUAGAAGAUUUAGCUUGUAUGAAUCGUUAUUGGUUUGAUACCAAUAAUGGAAGUCGUUUCAGUAUGUUAAGGAUACAUAUGUAUCCACGAUUGAAACUUUGUUGAUGGUACAUUUUUCCUCUAUAUCCUCUAUCAUAUCUAGUAUCUAAAAGCAAACAAAACAAAUGCGCACAUGCCUUGUCUUACACUAAUAUACGAUACCAAUUCAAUGACGUAUCCAUUCGAUAUAGAAAUGAAUCUUCUUUAUUUUAGGCCUAAAUUAUUCUCUUUCGUAAGUGCAGAAAUGUAUUAUCCUUUUGUAUUCCUAUCCGACUCCAAUUUUAAAUUGAAUUGAUUAUUGAUUCAUUUUACUUGAUAAAAUUGGAGUCCAUAAAGAAAUUUAGAUUAUUGUGUAUAUCAGAUUAAAAUGACUAGCCUUAUUAUUAUUACUGAUCGGUAAAAUUAAUAUAUGUAAAAGGGGGGUUCUUUUAUGGUAAAAAAUCCAUUCAUCUCGGUUAUUUCCCAAGAAAAAGAAGAAAAGAGGGGGUCCGUUGAAUUUCAAGUAUUCGUGUUCACCAAUAAGAUACAGAGACUUACUUCCCAUUUGGAAUUGCACAAAAAAGACUAUUUAUCUCAGAGGGGUCUGCGGAAAAUUCUGGGAAAACGUCAACGGCUAUUGGCUUAUUUGUCAAAAAAAAAUA
This is a messenger RNA of Cornus florida, 5775 nucleotides long. RefSeq names its product protein TIC 214-like. Bases 47 to 5200 code for a protein of 1717 amino acids. Gene Ontology annotation, cellular component: membrane. The transcript has a single exon. NCBI's taxonomy places the organism in Eukaryota, Viridiplantae, Streptophyta, Magnoliopsida, Cornales, Cornaceae. The record is from RefSeq and is a predicted model, not a curated record.